Molecule: messenger RNA, 788 nt
Organism: Engraulis encrasicolus (European anchovy)
Lineage: Eukaryota; Metazoa; Chordata; Actinopteri; Clupeiformes; Engraulidae
Product: low choriolytic enzyme-like
Exons: 8
Coding region: 51-788 (245 amino acids)
Biological process (GO): proteolysis
Molecular function (GO): zinc ion binding; metalloendopeptidase activity
Source: RefSeq, a predicted model, not a curated record
AAAUAGGCGUCCAAGCAGAGAGUGGAGAGCAGAGUGUUCAAGAUGAUGACAUGGAGGGCAUCCCAGAAGAGGACAGGUACUCUGUGUCCGCUCUGAUUGAAAGAGCCAACAAGAACGCUGGGCAGGCUCUGGACGAUCCUGAGAUCACUCAGGGUGACGUUGCGGUGCACACGGCUCUUGGGAACGCUGACCCCUGCACGGCCCGCGGCUGCAAGUGGCAGAAGUACAGAGAUGGGAAGGUCUACGUGCCCUACGUCAUCGCCAACCAAUACUCGUCGCGUGAGAGGGCGGUGAUUGAGAGAGGACUGCAGUCUUUUGCCCAGUCCACCUGCAUCCGCUUCUACAGACGAACUCACCAGAGAGACUACAUCCAUAUUCAGUCACGCAGCGGCUGCUGGUCGUAUAUGGGCUGCCAGGGUGGAGAGCAGGUGGUGUCGCUGGCCAGAAGUGGGUGCAUACAUCACUCAGUAGUGCAGCAUGAACUGCUCCACGCUCUGGGCUUCGACCACGAACAGUGCCGCAGCGACCGAGACCAACACAUACACAUCUACUGGCAGAACAUCAUCCCAGAGUACAUAUUUGCCUUCAAAAAGAUCAACACCAACAACCUGGGAACGCCUUAUGACUACAGCUCAGUCAUGCAAUACGAAAGGUACACCUUCUCUCGUAACCGGCAGCCCACUAUGGUCCCGUACCCCAACCCAAACGUGGCCAUCGGACGCUCCAAACAGAUGAGCGCCAAUGACAUCCUCAGAGUCAAACGUCUCUAUGGCUGCAGUACACCCUGA